AUGCAAGAGCGAAUGGUUCUAGUCAGACCAGUGGCUGUCACAGUGCCAAACGGAGUAUUUGCUGCGCUCGUGUUGUUUUCACGAGCGUUUGUGAUCCUUGUUAUGAUGUUACGAGCUGCAGCUGCUGAACGCAAUGCUGGACCCAUAUCUGAUGUUUUGCGUAGAUAUCUAACUGAUGAUAUGAAAUUACUAGAAAUUGCUUCCGGAACCGGACAGCAUGUGAUUAAAUUUGCUGAAAAAUUUCCUGGGGUCACUUUUCAACCGUCUGAAAUUGAUGCUCGGUCUCUUCACAGUAUUGUUGCCUAUAUCGACCAUUAUAGACUUGGUAAUGUUCGGGUGCCGUUGUUUAUUGAUGUAACGAAACCGGUCAGUCAUUGGGCAUUACCGGGAGAUUACGGUCCACAAGCGGUGGAUGUUAUACUCAAUAGUAACAUGAUUCAUAUCAGCUGCGAUGCCGCUGUUGAAGGCCUUUUCAAUGCAGCGGGUGUGCUUCUGAAAAGAGGUAGUGGUCUGCUCAUAACUUACGGGCCAUACGCAGUAGAUGGUGUCAUCUCUCCUCAGAGCAACAUCGAUUUUGAUGCUGGUUUGCGAAGUCAGAAUCCUGAAUGGGGAUUACGAGAUACUAGUCACUUAUCUAGGUUAGCCUCAAGUUGCGGUAUGACAUUGGUAGCUCGACACGAUAUGCCAGCGAAUAAUCAUAUGCUGGUGUUUAGUAGAGACUCACAAGACAUUAGCCCUUGACCUUGUAUCCUGUAUCCUGCCAAGAUGACUGAACUUUCAUGAAGUGCUCAAGUCAGUGCGAUCUAGUGCA
Molecule: messenger RNA, 811 nt
Organism: Cylicocyclus nassatus
Lineage: Eukaryota; Metazoa; Nematoda; Chromadorea; Rhabditida; Strongylidae
Source: the annotation of a GenBank genome assembly